AUGACAGCAUCGUCUCCUCUGGCGGCUCUGCACCGCCCAAUGCCUGCUCCAGCGUGGGGAGGAAGAGACAUCUUCCGCUCCCAUUACGCCGGCAACUCUGCUUCGGGAUCUCUCAGUCUUCGGGAGCAGCUGCACAAGGGCACGGGGGAAUAUCUCGACGUCAAAGUCCGGGGGUCAUCUCCUGCUGGGAGCUUGGCUGCUGAUAUUUCCCAGAACUUCCGGCUUGAUAAUGAGGCGAGUCCCAAAUUCCCAACGCCUCGGCGAGCACUUUUCACGGCAAAUGUCAUGGGCGGCGUCAGCAGCAGAGACUUUGUGACAACUCCUCCAUUACCGCCCUCUUCGCCUAGUCAGCGCACUGAGAUCUUGGAAUCGUCUCCUCUCCCACACAAGGUGACCUUCAGCGAGGUAGUGGAGAUAGCAUCACCCACGCCAAUCUCAUGCCUUGCCAAGGAAGCACUCAUGCUGGAUUCUCCGGCCCCCAUUACUCGCCGGGCAUCUCUGGACACAGUGAGUGUGGUUAGCCGUAGGAUAGCAGCCCCGAGGCGGACUCUUUCUGGCCGGAUGAAGACCAUUGCCGGCACUGGUGUCACUGGCUCCCCAUCAUUGCAAUUCGGAGCUAAUACCUCAACCCUUUCGCUCGACGAGUGUUUCGAGUCCGAUUCCCCCCCACAGGACCGCACCACGCCGUCGUCCAACAGCCCCUGCCCACCCAUCCCUAUAGGCCUUCGUUCAAGAUCCCAAUUCGCAAGUAUUGGAGGAAGCAAUCGCCUUGGCUCGCCAGGCAACUUUCAUUCUAGACGACAAUCGAAUCCUUUCCUGAGAACCCGAAAGCAAUUUCGUCGCUCUUUGAGCAUGUUUGAGAGCCCUGCGGAUGUCAUGAAACCGAAAACCGAGAAAGGGCUCGCUGAUGCCCCAAUCCUCAAGUCCUCCGUGGCUGACAUUGAAGAGGCCCACGAGCCCACCCUCCCUCACUUCCUUCCCGAUGAUCCUACAGAUACGAUCCCUCGGAUCACAAGAGAGACGAUGCUCGCCAUCUUGGAUGGCAAGUAUAGUGACAAAUUUGCUCAGCGAAUGGUCAUUGACUGCCGAUUUGAGUAUGAAUAUGAAGGCGGCCACAUCGAUAGUGCUGUCAACCAUAACGACAAAGAAUUGUUGGCCGAUCAGCUCUUUCAAACCCCGAUGGAUGGCCUGACUUUACUAAUCUUCCACUGUGAAUACUCGGCCCACAGAGCCCCUCUCAUGGCGCGUCACAUUCGCUCUCAUGACCGCACCAUUAACGCUGAGCACUACCCCCGGUUAACAUACCCGGAGAUUUAUAUCCUGGAUGGUGGUUACAGCGGCUUCUUUGCCGAGCACCGAGCAAGAUGCUUCCCUCCUGAAUAUGUCGAGAUGUCGGAUGAGAAGCAUCAGCGCACCUGUGAGAGAGAAAUGGGCCGUUUGAAAGCUCGGAAGCCCUUUGGCCGUGCGCAGACCUUUGCAUUUGGCCAGCGGAACACAAGUCUUCACGACUCUCCCACUGGCCCUCCUCGCCCUCACUCACGCAAUGUCAAUGAAUCUCCUGCCGCUCUUUCUACCACCGACUCGCCCACAGUCGGCGAUCGAACGCAGACUCGCCGCAUGGCUUCAUACUAGCCCUAUACCAUGCAAUGUUCAUUUGGGUCAGCUUUAUGAUUUGUGCGCAACUUUAGCUUGCCGCCUAAGUUGCCUCACGCCUCCCAACAGCUGGUUAAUUAUUCCGCUGGGAAUUUAAUGCUUUCAUGAUGAAAAGUUAACGUUUGCUUCUGGCGAUGCAUUACACUUGAAUGCUGAAAUUAACGAGGAGUCCAUGAAUGGAAUCAUACCUUGAGCUUUCCUGAAGCCUCGGGUUGUAUUGCUUAUAUCUUUACUCUUGUUUAACUGCUCAUGGACCGCAGUCUCUUUUUAUUUUACCACUCUUUCCCCCCGAUUCUAAAGAUAAUGUUUUGUCAGAUAAUCAUUAUACUGGCAAACAAGAUCUCGGAAACCUUGCAUGGGGAUUUCAGAACAUCUCAGUCGUUGCGUGGAGCUUGCUCGUAUACCUGACUUGCAAGAUUGCCAUCCUCAACCUCACGAUCUUUGCUGAUGGAGGACUUGCAUCGAGCGCCGAGCAUACUGUGGCAGGAUACUUGCUCGUGCUAUUUUCCUGUCUUUUCUUCUCCUAUGUUAGAGAUCAAUACCCUCCGCGCGCAUACUAUUUUCGCGUUUAUACCCUCAAGGAUGAAUGCUCUGUUUUCUUCGCCUUUUCCUGUUCAUACUUUCACUACAAGAGGGUGUGCAAUCCCUCUGCUCAUUGUAAUGAGCCAUAGAGCGCGGCGGCGCGGAAGGCGUUUGUGUUUUUAUGUUGUAAAACUAGCUAGACGGUGAGAGAUGUUGUCUCGGAAGUUUUGGCUGUACAUUAUGCUAUGAAGGAACAUGGAUGCCUCAGCUAGCUUAUAUAGGCAUUAAAUAAUGGCGUCGUGUUCUCU
This is a messenger RNA of Trichoderma virens Gv29-8, 2483 nucleotides long. RefSeq lists its product as uncharacterized. The transcript is spliced from 4 exons. Gene Ontology annotation, molecular function: protein tyrosine phosphatase activity. NCBI's taxonomy places the organism in Eukaryota, Fungi, Ascomycota, Sordariomycetes, Hypocreales, Hypocreaceae. The coding region runs from base 1 to 1632 and encodes 543 amino acids. Gene Ontology annotation, biological process: positive regulation of G2/M transition of mitotic cell cycle; positive regulation of G2/MI transition of meiotic cell cycle; protein dephosphorylation. Gene Ontology annotation, cellular component: nucleus; cytoplasm. The record is from RefSeq and is a predicted model, not a curated record.